GAGAUCUCAUGUUUACCGAACACUCAGUUUUCAACAACAAACCCAACGCACAAGAGACUUCAGGUAACUUCCGACGGAGAGAUCCAAGGUUGAAGAGAUGACCAAGUUCCAAAUUUUGUUUCUGACUUUUGUGGCUUGCGCUGUUAUAAUCCAGGUUAAAGGCUUAGAUCUGUACCGCAGAAAAUUUUAUGACGCGCCCAUGAGAAGGAAUAACGCGAUAGAUCUUUAUGACGCGCCAAUGAUAAGGAAGGAUGCGAUGGACCUUUAUGACGCGCCUUUGAGAACGGAUGAUAAGAUAGACCUUUAUGAGAGGCUGUUCAAGCCAUGUAGGGACCAAUCCUCCUCACAGUUUUGUGAACUUUGGGGAAUUGGAAUGGGGUAUUGCCAGAGCUCGAAAGCCACGUACUUUCAGGGGUCAAACUAUAACAGUUUCAUUCAACAUCAUUGCCCAUGUACUUGUGGAACGUGUAAAUGAAUCUAAAAAGAAUACAUGUAGAGUGGACGGGUCGAAGAUCUCUCUAACUUUCCUUUGCUAGUUAGUAGCUUUUGAAUCAAACUUUGUUUAGUAAAUCUCCAACAAUGAUUUUUAUAUCCCAGUACUGAUAAAUGGACCAAUAAAAAAGUUCAAUAUACCAGUAGGCAGCGUGAAAGUUUUCCUCAGGGCUGGAAAUAGCUAAUAUAAUAUGACGUGUUUAUGUACGCAUAGGUGGCAAGUUUAAGGAUUUUUUAAGGCAACCUCGACGUAUACGUAGUUUUUUUCAAGUGAAAUAUUCAACCAGUAUGCCAAUGCCCUGUACGUAAUGUCCUGAAAAUUUCAAUAAACGAAAUAAAGAGUCUCACAACUCAUUCCGAAUUCA
This is a messenger RNA of Stylophora pistillata, 857 nucleotides long. RefSeq lists its product as uncharacterized. NCBI's taxonomy places the organism in Eukaryota, Metazoa, Cnidaria, Anthozoa, Scleractinia, Pocilloporidae. The record is from RefSeq and is a predicted model, not a curated record.